Spea bombifrons (plains spadefoot toad) is the source of this 1104-nucleotide messenger RNA. RefSeq names its product RD3 regulator of GUCY2D (gene RD3). Bases 299 to 892 code for a protein of 197 amino acids. The record is from RefSeq and is a predicted model, not a curated record. NCBI's taxonomy places the organism in Eukaryota, Metazoa, Chordata, Amphibia, Anura, Pelobatidae. The transcript is spliced from 3 exons.
UCUGCUCCUGGAGCAUCAUCUGCACCUUCAUCCCACAAGAGGGGCUCCUGCCCUCCCAGAACUAAGCUGAGGUUGUCUGAUCAAAGACUGUUACAUAGUAUCACUAACAAGCAGCAUCUGACCUUCAGCAACAGGAUGAACUCCUUACAAGACUGAGAAUCCUCCUGGCAAGGAGCAGCAGGUACCAGGUCUGACUGCUCACAGUCACUCUCCUCUGUCCACAUCACAUAAGCUGUUGUGUCUUUUAUCAUCUGUGCUUCAUCUAUCUGCUGUAUCAAGGUGAAACAGCUGUGUGGAGAUGGCUCUGUCAUCCUGGUUCAGAUGGAAUGAGCCUAGCCUUCGCGUUUCACAGCGAAACCCAACCGACAUGGUGGUGGACACAUUAAUGAUGGAGCUGAACUGGCAGAUAAAGCAAGCGGAGAAACUUCAUCGUGAAAAGGAGAACGAGUAUCGCAAGAUAAAGACCGGCGUGGACUACAGUUGGCUGAUGAGCUACCAAAAGCACAACUUUGAAAUCAGCCCAGGAGAGAGGCUGCAGCUUGAAGAAACGUGCAGCAAGAUUCACCCGUCAUACUGCGGACCAGUUAUUCUCCGGUUCCGGCACCUUAUUGCAGAGUACGAGCCUGACGUCCAGGAGGUACCACGUAUCUUUAGGUCAGUCCUGCAAGAAGCCACUGAAAAAAUGAAAGAGGAGGAAGAGACAAAGAAAAUUGCAAAGCAGUGGACCACGAAGCGAGCCAUGAGUUUGUCCCUUACAACCUUCAGGUCUCGAUCCAGAAUCUUUCCUUUCAGCAGUGAUAUUAAGACAAUUUCAGAGGAUGUGGAACGAGAAACAGAGCCCCCGCACAGAGUAUGGAGCAUGCCAGAAUUCCGUACGACCAAAGAUGAAUAAACUGUAAACUCACUGUAUGGACAGGAAGAACACGCUUGCACUUAUGACGGGGAAGAGGCUUUAUUUUCACUUUUAAAACCUUUUCAAGACCAUAUGUUUUUACUUAAAAUGAAAACCAUCCUUGGGAUCCUAAUAUUUUGUACGAGCGACAACAGAAGCACAAACAUUUGGAAGAGUCUUAACCAGAGCCAGAUAAAGACUACAAGUGGGUC